Molecule: messenger RNA, 612 nt
Organism: Uloborus diversus
Lineage: Eukaryota; Metazoa; Arthropoda; Arachnida; Araneae; Uloboridae
Exons: 1
Coding region: 1-612 (203 amino acids)
Source: RefSeq, a predicted model, not a curated record
AUGUGCAGUCGAGACCUUCUCACAAUCCAUCUUCGGAUUGCUAACAGUUUAUCUGCCUGGGAUUGGUACCGAAUUGAACAUCUCACCUACAACACCAUGAUUUUUGAAAAGGAAAUAACUUCAAGAAGACAGAUCCGGAAGUUUGAAAAGCUACCCAAACACCAACAUCCUAUUCCAACACUUAAUGACGACCGCACUGAGGUCAAUUUAUCUAACCACCAACUCUCAGCCGACGAAAUAUCCGUGUUAAAAAGAGGGGGCAACUUUGCUGUAGUUCCCAAGUAUAUUCCGGUGGAAGACAUCGUAGCCAACAUUGAAGCCGGUCUCCACAAGCUUCCAAAGGACGUGUCAGCAGACAUCCACCGAGAGGCAUCAAGGAUUUUACAGCGAGCCAAUACACCAAGGAGCAAUAUAACAGCACAAGAAAGACGUGCCUUGAAACAGCUGAAGUCCAAUCAAGAUAUUGUUAUCUUAGCCACCUACAAAGGAAAUGCCACCGCCGUCCUUAACACCAAGGACUACCAGGACAAGAUCCAAGAAUUGUUAGACCCCGAUAUCUACAGGUCCCUACAAGUCUGGAGUUCCCCUUCGUCCCAUUGUAAGCGCCAUUAG